AUGGCGGCAUCCACAUCCGCCAACUCAACAACACUAUGUGUUGCCCACCACGGUGUCCAGCACACCUUCAGCAUACCUGUCGAGCUUUUCUCAGAACUCGCACCUUCCAAAGAUGGCUUCCUCAGUGCCGUGGCUGCGAGCGAUCAAGCCCCCCAGACACCCGCAGAGCUCGCCCUACGAUUCAUCCAACACCUCCUGAACGAGGGCGCAAGUGCUCAGACCACGGCCGCGCUGGUCGCCGCUUUUGAGAAAGACUUCCUCGGGACUACAGACAUCCACAGCCUGGCAGACGGCCAGCCUGGUGGGCCACGAGCCGGAGAGCCGCUCAUCAAGACGUACUACGCAGCUCUGGCGCACUGCGGCAUGGAGCCAGCAACAGUGCCCAGUGCGCUAUUGACCGCGGCAGCCGAAGGGCGUGCCCGGCUGCUGCUAGUAUUCGGCGGGCAGGGAAUGGGCAACGCGGGAUGCGUCCAGGAGCUGCAGGCAUUGCAUUCCACGUACGCGCCUCUGCUCUCCCGGCUCAUGGGCGUAGCUGCACCGCUCCUCUCAGGGCUUUGCCGGCACCCAUGGACGAGGAAGCUCUACGCCGGGCGGCAGAUCGACCUGCUGCGCUGGCUGCGCCACCCCGCCGACGUUCCCGACGAGUCUUUUGUCGCCAGCGCCUGCGUCAGCCUUCCCGUCAUCGGGCUCGUGAGCCUCGCGCACUACGCCAUCGCCUGUGCAGCCCUCAACAUGACGCCUGGCCAGUUCCGGCAACACCUGCACGGCAUCACUGGCCACUCGCAGGGGCUGAUCGUCGCGGCCGGCCUCGCCGAAUGCGACAGCUGGGAGUCCUUCUACGCCGUCGCCUCCGCCGUCAUCAUCACGCUCUUCUGGUCCGGCUUCGAGGCCCACACAGCCGCCCCUCAGUCCCGGCUGUCCAGCGAGGAAAUCGCCGACUGCAUCGAGAACGGCGAGGGCAGGCCGUCACACAUGCUCAGCCUGCGCGGCCUGCGCGAGCCCCAAGUCAGCGAGCUCCUCGCCGCGUGCAACGCCCAUCUGCCGUCCGAAUCACAGCUGCACGUGGCGCUGCAGAACACGGCGGACAACUGCGUUAUCGGAGGACCGCCACGGUCGCUGCGAGGGCUCUGCCUGCACCUGCGCGGCAUCAAGGCCGCCGACGACGAGGACCAGUCGCGCAUCCCGCACCGGCAGCGGAAAAAGGCCAUCAAGAGUGCGUUCCUGCCCAUCAGCGCGCCCUUCCACACGCCGUACCUGGCCGCCGUGGGCGCGAGGCUGAAGGAGCACACGGCCGGCACGCAGCUCAACCGCGAGGGCGCCAUGGCCAUCCCGACGUACCACACGCUGGCAGGCCGCGACAUGCGGGAGAUGGGCUCCGUGACGGACGCCCUGGCCGACGCCGUAGCCAACGACAGGGUCGACUGGCCCGCUACUCUGGCUGCCGCCACUACGCACAAUGGCGCCAUUACCCACGCCGUCGUGCUCUCACGCGGCUUCGGCGGCCUCGUGGCCAGCGCCCUGCAGGGCACCGGCAUCGUCGUCAUCAACGCCGCGGACCCGGGCGCCCCGCAGGCCCAGCAGCGCUCCGCCCGCAGCGACCUCUUCGCGCCGCGUCUGCCGGACGCCAAGCUGGCUGGCCACGGGUCCUGGCAGCAGCGGUACGGCCCGCGGCUGGUGCGGACGGCGUCCGGGGCGGCGGUGCUGGACACGAAGCUGUCACGCGUGCUGGGGGUGCCGCCCGUCGUCGCCGCCGGCAUGACGCCCACGACGGUGCACUGGGACGUCGUGGCCGCCAUCAUGAAGGCCGGCUACCACGGCGAGCUGGCCGGCGGCGGCUAUUUCGAGCCCACCAGCAUGGAGGCCGCCAUCGAGAAGGCGGCGCAGGCCCAGCCCGGGCGCGGCAUCACAGUGAACCUGAUCUACGCCAGCCCCGAGGCCAUGCGUUGGCAAAUCAGCCUGCUGGGUCGUCUGCAGCGUAGGAGAGUCGCCAUCGACGGGCUGGCCAUUGGCGCGGGCGUGCCGUCGCCUGAGAUCGCGUCCGAGUACAUCACCACGCUCGGCCUGCGCCACCUCGCGCUGAAGCCAGGCUCGGUCGACGCCAUCAAGCAGACGCUCGACAUCGCCGCCGCCCACCCGCGUUUCCCCAUCAUCCUCCAGUGGACCGGCGGACGCGGCGGCGGCCAUCACUCGUUCGAGGACUUUCACGAGCCCAUCCUCGCCACGUACGCACAGAUCCGCAAGCACGCCAACGUCGUGCUGGUCGCCGGCAGCGGCUUCGGCGACGCGGCCGGCGCCUACCCGUACCUCACCGGCGAGUGGGCGCGGCGAUUCGGCAUGCCGCCCAUGCCGUUCGACGGCAUCCUGCUGGGCAGCCGGCUGAUGGUGGCGCGGGAGGCGCACACGGCGGCGCAGAGCAAGGCGCUCAUCAUCGCGGCGCCGGGCGUCGAGCACGAGGCCGACUGGGACCGCAGCUACGAGGGGCCCGCCGGCGGCGUCGUCACCGUCAAGUCGGAAAUGGGCCAGCCCAUCCACAAGCUGGCGACGCGCGGCGUGCUGCUCUGGGCGGAGCUGGACCGCACCGUCUUCAGCCUGCCGCGCGGCGAACGGCCCGCGGCGCUGGCUGGCAUGCGGACGCGGCUGAUCGAGCGGCUCAACGCCGACUUCCAGAAGCCGUGGUUCGGCGUGGACGGCCAAGGUCGGGCUGUGGAUGUCGCGGAUAUGACAUACGCCGGUGUCCUGGCCAGGCUGAUGGCGCUGACGUUCGUGGCGGACCAGGGGCGCUGGAUCGACCGCUCCUACGCGGCCCUCGUGCGCGACGUCGCCUGCCGCACGCUGGAGCGCCUUGCCCCGGGGCAGGCCAUGGUCCCGCAGCUCGAGCUGGAGCCGACGGGCUUCGUGGAUGAGUUUGUGCGCCUCUGUCCGCAGGCGGGCGAGGCGCUGGUGAGCCCCGAGGACGCGCGGUGGUUCGUGCGGCGGUGCAAGGCGCGCGACAUGAAGCCGGUCAACUUCAUCCCAGCGCUGGACGAGGACUUUGAGUUCUUCUUCAAGAGGGACUCGCUGUGGCAGAGCGAGGACGUCGACGCCGUCGUCGGCCGCGACGCCGGCCGCGUCUGCAUCCUGCAGAGCCCCGUCAGCGUGCGCCACUCGCGCACCGCCGACCAGUCGGUCAAGGAGGUGCUGGACGAGAUCACCGCCGGCUUGGUCGAGAGGCUGGAGCGGGAUCUGUAUGGCGGCGAUGUGGCCAAGAUGCCGUCCGCGGUCGAGAGCAACACGGCUGAAGUGAUCAUGCCCACCGCGGCGAAGCUGGCGGGCGUCGACAUCACGGACCUUGGUCAUUCGAUUGCGUUCAAGUUGGCUCCUGGCCAGGCCCCGCCGAGCCCCGAUGACUGGAGUGCCUUCAUGGAGCAGCACACUGGUGGCUGGGUCCAGGCCUUGGUCGCGGAUAGAUUCAUCCUGCAAGGCAAAACCCGCGUCCCCAAUACUUUCCGUCAAGUCUUGCAGCUGCGGCCCGGAGAGCGCGUCGAGUGCGACCGGAGCCAGUCCGCGAUCCGCAUCACCACGAUCGGACCGUCUUCGGAGGACGUCUGCACCAUCUCGGCAUCUGGGGAGACGAUUACGGCCUCGUUCUCCGUGCCGGGCUCACCGGCGGCAAUGCUGCGCCUUGAACUUUCGUACGACCCAAACCGCAAGGACUGCAGGCUCUCCGAGCAGCAUUCGUCUCGUCUCCAGCACGUGCGUGAGAUGUACCGCAGUCUGUGGACCCCCCAAGCCGCUCUCCCCGAGGCUGGCAGACUGAAGUCGGAAUUCCAAGGCCCGGAAACCACCAUCACCGAACAGCUGGUUCGGGACCUGGCCUGCACCCUCAACAUGGUCCUUCCGGAUCUGGGACUCGGCGACGCUGCAUCCGACCACGUCCCUCUCGACCUCUGCAUCGCACUCGCCUGGGAGCCCCUCGUCGAGCCGCUGCUGCUCCCGGAAAUGGAGGCCGACAUCCUCCGGCUGGUGCACCGCUCCAACAGGUUCGAGUACCUGCCCGGCGCCAAGCCGCUGAGGGUGGGCGACAAGGUCCGAGCCGUGUCGCGCAUCCAAGCCGUCACCAUCGAGGAGGCCGGCAAGACGGUCGCCGUGCGCGCCGUCAUCCACCGCGUCGCCGGCGACGAGCCCGUCGUGGCCGUGACGUCCGAGUUCCUCUUCCGCGGCUCCUCGUCCAACCCAGCCGCCACCUUCGAGCACAUCCAGCACCCCGACUUCACGCUGCACGUCGCCUCCGAGCUGGAAGAGGCCCUGCUCCUCAACCGCCCCUGGUUCGCCCUCGACGACGCCGCCACCAGCACCCCGCUCGUCGGCCGCACCCUCCUCUUCACCAACCUGGCCUCCUCGCUCUCCCGCAACAACAACCACAACGGCAUCACCACCCCCACCAUCACCAACCUCCACACCACCGGCACCGUCCUCGCCUCCUCCCCUUCCUCUUCCUCCCCCACCCCCAUCGCAACCAUCUCCUUCACCACCCCCACAUGCCACACCAACCCCAUCCUCGACUUCCUCACCCGCCGCGCCACCACCCCCUCCGCCACCCCUCGCCCCAUCAUCCCCCUCGCCAAGCCCGGCUGGCACACCAACAACAACAACAACAAACACACCAUCCGCAUCCCCGCCGGCCCCGCCACCGACGCCGCCUACGCCGCCCUCUCGCGCGACGCCAACCCCAUCCACGUCGCGCCCGCCGUCGCCGCGCUGGCCGGGCUGCCUCCUGCCCCUGGCGGCGGUUCAGGCGGUGCAGGCGGUGGUGGUGCAGGCGUGGUGGUGCAUGGGAUGUUGACGAGUGCGAUGGCGCGGGCGGUGGUGGAGCGCGCGGCGCUUGGCGGUGGCGGUACUGCGGAUGGCGGUGGUCGGGCGCGGUUCCGGGCGUGGGAGGCGCGGUUCGUGGGGGUGGUGAGGCCCGGGGAGGGGUUGGUGGUGGGGUUUGAGCAUGUGGGCAUGACUGCGGGGGCGGGGGACCAAGGGCGCGGAGGGGGAGGAAGAGGGGGAGGAGGGCGCAUGGUGUUGAGGGUGUGGGUGAGGCGGGAGGGGGAAGAAGGGGGAGAGGGAGAGCUGGUGAUGGAGGCGGAGGCGGAGGUGGAGCAGGCGCGGACGGCGUAUGUUUUUACGGGGCAGGGGAGCCAGCGCGUGGGCAUGGGCAUGGAGUUGUAUGCGUCCAGCGCGGUGGCGAGGGGGGUGUGGGAUCGCGCGGAGAAGUGGCUUGGGGACAAGUAUGGUUGGUCGAUGCUGGAUAUCGUCAAGACGAACCCAAAAACCCUCACCGUGCACUUCCGCGGGCCGCGCGGCCGGCGCAUCCGCGACAACUACCGCGCGCUGACGGUGGAGAAGACGCUGUCGGAUGGCUCGACGGCCGAAACGCCCAUCCUCCCCGGCCUCACGGACCAGUCCCAGUCGUACACCUUCUCCGACCCCCGCGGCCUGCUGUUCUCGACGCAAUUCGCCCAGCCCGCCAUUGUGCUGCUCGAGUGCGCCGCCUUCGAGGACAUGCGCGCCAAGGGCCUCGUGCAGGACGAGGGCGCCAUCUUCGCCGGCCACUCGCUGGGUGAGUACGGCGCGCUGGUGGCGGUGGCCGGGCUGCUGUCCGUCGAGCAGGCAGUCGAGACCAUGUUCUACCGCGGCUUGACCAUGCAGCUGGCACUGGAGAGGAACGAGGACGGGACAAGUGAUUACGGCAUGGUGGCCGUGAGCCCGGCCAGAGUUGCGCCAGGCUUCGACGAAACGGCGCUGAGAGCCGUCGUUGACCUCAUUGCGUCAGAGGCCAGCGUCUUGCUUGAGGUGGUGAACUUGAACGUCAGAGGAGAGCAGUACGUCUGCGCGGGCACGCUGUCAACCCUGCACUGCCUCGGCCGCCUCCUGGACCAUCUCGCGCAAUCAGCAGACUCUCAAUCCGUCCUCGGCGAGCUCCGAUCCGGCCAUGCCUCCAGCCUGCGCUGCCUGAUCAAGCAGUACCUCGCCGAGUCGCCGCCAUCACCGCUUCGGCGCGGCAAGGCGACCAUUCCGCUCCAGGGAAUCGACAUCCCCUUCCACUCGUCGCUGCUGCGCACCGGCGUGCACCCCUACCGCAGGUUCCUGCACCGGACCAUCGGGCCCGUCGACGACGCCCGCCUCGAGAAGCUGCGCGGUCGCUACAUUCCGAACGUCACCGCCAAGCCCUUUUCUCUUGCGGAUGAAUACAUCCGGGAUGCGUGUGACACCACGCAGAGUCCGGUGCUGGGACAGGUGCUUGCGUCGGCGUGA
Messenger RNA from Diplodia corticola, 6279 nucleotides. RefSeq names its product fatty acid synthase beta subunit dehydratase. The record is from RefSeq and is a predicted model, not a curated record. Gene Ontology annotation, biological process: long-chain fatty acid biosynthetic process. Gene Ontology annotation, cellular component: fatty acid synthase complex. The transcript is spliced from 4 exons. NCBI's taxonomy places the organism in Eukaryota, Fungi, Ascomycota, Dothideomycetes, Botryosphaeriales, Botryosphaeriaceae. Gene Ontology annotation, molecular function: enoyl-[acyl-carrier-protein] reductase (NADH) activity; fatty acid synthase activity; [acyl-carrier-protein] S-malonyltransferase activity. The coding region runs from base 1 to 6279 and encodes 2092 amino acids.